This is a messenger RNA of Fomitopsis serialis, 1791 nucleotides long. RefSeq lists its product as uncharacterized. The coding region runs from base 1 to 1791 and encodes 596 amino acids. The transcript is spliced from 2 exons. NCBI's taxonomy places the organism in Eukaryota, Fungi, Basidiomycota, Agaricomycetes, Polyporales, Fomitopsidaceae. The record is from RefSeq and is a predicted model, not a curated record.
AUGUCGGAUUAUGUGCCUAACUUCGUGCUCGCAGAGGUGCCGUCGUGGAGUGCGACUGACAAUCUCCUCAAUGACGAAGAUGUGAUGGGGCUCCAGGAGGAUCGCUCGCCGGUGCCAUCGACGGGGCGAGCUCGCCAGCGCACGCCAGGUCGGGAGGCAGACGUGGGAGCCCGUCAACUUAGCACGGAGCGGAAUGCGAGCCCCUCGGGAGUGACCCCGUCUCAAUCGACAGAGGUGUCCCAACCGGAUCAGGCGACGGACAACCCGGCGAGCGAGGCAGAGGCGCUGGGAGGGAUUGAGGAAAUGCUCAACACGUCCCUGGGGUCGGAAAGGCCGCACCCUCCCCCAUCAACUGGGCCAGUCCGUACGCCAGCUACCGCCCCCGUUACCCGUGCGCGCUCGGCUUCCUCGCUGACGCCGUCAUCGAGCACGGAGACGACGUCUAAGCCUAAGCGGGGGCGCCAGUCUCAGCCCGUGGCAAUGCUGGACAUCGAGGCGAACAAAAAGCGGGAGCUUCUGCCGCUACCAGCGGAAACUACAGCAAAGGCGGCCCUACCUAUCCUGAACGCCAACACCUUACGGGUUAACGAUAAGGUCGACGCUCUUCGGGCGUUGGUUGAAGGAGAAAAACAACAGCUCCAGCAGACUGUGCUGCGAAUGACAGACACCCUCGGAAACGUGGAGGAGGGCGUGCUGGCUCGCUUCCUCGAGAAGAUCGCGGACGAAACGAGCCGCGCUGUGCGCAACACCGUCGAAAGUCGCCUGGAGAAUGUCACGAAGCAGAUUGCGGAAACACAGGGGGCCAUUACCGCCCUGCGCGGGAGCCACAACGCCAUGGCGCACAGUGUGACCAACCGUCUGGGGCGUCUGGACCGUGCGGUGGCUCAAGGCGCAGACGACCUCAGUAAGCUAACGGACCAGCACUGGACGCUCGUCGACGCAAACUCCACUGUGCAGGACACCCUCCAGGAGUUGCGGCAGAACUACUACCUCGAGAAUCCGAACCCGUAUGCGCCUCCCAUCGAAGAGCAACAGACUGACGACGACGGCCCGGAGGACGUCAUCCACGUCGCUACGCUAGGGGCCCUCCCCAGCGACACCCCCAUGAACGCACAGAGCGACCGCGUGGCGUCUCAGCCCGCCGCGGUGGCGAACACCGCUUACGAGGUGGCUUUCCCGCCCACGUACGCCCAGGCCACGCACGCCCACGGAACUCCCGUGGCCUUCGGCCGCGCGCCCGCGGCUACGGGCGCCCCCACAGGUCCACCCCCACUGGCUGGUCCACGCGAGAACACCGGCCGUCGUGAACGUACUCACGGCGCUCGUGACAUGCCUACGCCUGCUUCAAAGCGACCUAGAGUGGGUAGUGCACCCGUCAUGCCCCGUCGCGGUGACGGAGGGAGUCAAGGCGGUGGACAAGCCGCUGCCACGGGUAGCGGCCGUGGUCAUGUUGCCACAGGGAGCGGCCGGGGGCACGCGCAGAAUGGUGAGCCCAAUGGUCGUGUUCCGGGGGCUCUGCUGCAAGGCCGAACACGCAUCAUCUUUGGACCCAUGAUGUGGACACCCGAGCGGGCGCAGGAGCAGUUCCUCGCGGCGACAAAGAUGGCACGCGACCGUGUGCGCCUUCGCGACAAGUCGAUCGCCAAGGUCACGGUGCAUACCACCAAUCCGCAGUUGGUAUGCGUGUCAUUCAAGUCCCAUGGCGAGGCAAGCCUCUUCAUGGACUGCUGGACGUUGUCCGCAGACCAGUGCCCUUACCCGAAUGUGACGGCAAAAUGGCAGAAUAUGUAG